GGAGUGAUGAGAAACGGCGCCGUCGUCGACUGCUUUCCCAUCCCCUCCUUUACUUCUUUCAGUCUACGGAGUUGCAGAGAGAUUAAGAGAGAAGACUCAGAAGAAUUCGAAUGGGAACUUCAGUUCAGGUAACGCCGUUGUGCGGCGUCUACAACGAGAACCCGCUGUCGUAUUUGGUCUCAAUCGACGGCUUCAACCUCCUCAUCGACUGCGGCUGGAACGACCACUUCGACCCCUCCCUCCUUCAACCCCUCUCCAGGGUAGCUUCGACGGUGGAUGCAGUGUUGUUGUCGCAUCCAGAUACACUUCACCUCGGCGCGCUUCCGUACGCCAUGAAGCAGCUCGGCCUCUCUGCGCCCGUCUUCUCCACCGAGCCGGUUUACAGAUUAGGUCUCCUCACUAUGUAUGAUCAGUUCCUCUCUCGCAAGCAAGUAUCAGACUUUGACCUUUUUACACUGGAUGACAUUGAUUCUGCAUUCCAAAAUUUCACCAGAUUAACCUAUGCAAAUCACCAUCUUUCUGGCAAAGGAGAGGGAAUUGUGAUUUCACCCCAUGUGUCUGGGCAUCUCUUGGGCGGUACCGUCUGGAAGAUAACAAAGGAUGGGGAGGAUGUUAUAUAUGCUGUGGACUUCAACCAUCGAAAAGAGAAGCAUUUGAACGGAAUUAAUCAAUCAGCCUUCGUACGCCCUGCUGUUCUGAUAACAGAUGCCUAUAAUGCUUUGAACAAUCAGCCUUAUAGACGCCAAAAGGACAAGGAAUUUACAGAUGCUAUAAAGAAGACUCUACGAUCUGAUGGAAAUGUGCUAUUACCUGUUGAUACUGCCGGCCGGGUUAUGGAACUUGUCCAGAUAUUGGAAUCGUGUUGGACAGAGGAAAAUUUGAACUAUCCCAUCUUCUUUCUAACAUACGUUGCGUCUAGCACAAUCGAUUACGUAAAAAGUUUCCUUGAGUGGAUGAGUGAUGCGAUAGCAAAGUCCUUUGAGAAAACACGUGAGAAUGUUUUUAAUUUGAAGCGAAUCAGACUUCUAGUUAGCAAGAGUGAACUUGACGAUGCUCCUGACGGUCCCAAGGUUGUUUUAGCAUCCAUGGCCAGUUUAGAAGCUGGUUUCUCUCACGAUAUAUUUGUAGAAUGGGCAAAUGACCCCAAGAAUCUUGUCCUUUUUACAGAACGAGCCCAGUUUGGAAGUUUAGCUCGCAUGCUUCAGGCAGAUCCGCCUCCAAAAGCUGUUAAGGUUACCAUAUCCAAAAGGGUCCCUUUGGUUGGUGAGGAGCUAAUUGCUUAUGAAGAAGAGCAGAACAGAAUAAGAAAGGAAGAAGCUCUAAAGGCUAGUCUUGUAAAAGAGGAGGAAUCAAAAGCUUCUCAUGGGGCUGAUGUCAACACGAGUGAUCCAAUGAUCAUUGAUGCUAGUAAUACACAUUCUUUGCCGGAUGCAGCAGGUCCACAAGGCAGUGGAUACCGGGACAUUUUAAUAGAUGGAUUUACUCCUCCUUCUACCAGUGUUGCCCCUAUGUUUCCCUUCUAUGAGAAUAGUACCGAGUGGGAUGACUUUGGUGAAGUUAUAAAUCCGGAUGAUUAUGUCAUAAAGGAUGAAGACAUGGACCAUGGAGCUAUGCAUGUUGGUGGUGAUAUGGAUGGAAAACUUGAUGAAGGCUCUGCUAGUUUGAUACUUGACACGAGGCCUUCAAAAGUUGUAUCGACUGAAUUGACCGUUCAAGUGAAGUGUUCAUUGAUUUAUAUGGACUUUGAGGGCCGUUCCGAUGCAAGAUCCAUCAAAUCAAUUCUUUCCCAUAUGGCUCCUCUAAAACUUGUUUUGGUUCAUGGAACAGCUGAGGCCACGGAACAUUUGAAGCAACACUGCUUGAAACACGUUUGUCCGCAUGUUUAUGCUCCUCAAAUUGAAGAAACAAUUGAUGUUACUUCUGAUUUAUGCGCUUAUAAGGUGCAAUUGUCUGAGAAGUUAAUGAGUAACGUGCUCUUUAAAAAGGUUGGAGAUUACGAAAUAGCAUGGGUUGACUCUGAGGCAGGAAAGACAGAAAAUGAUAUGCUAUCUUUACAACCCCUCUCAAACCCACCUCCACCACAUGAAUCUGUCCUUGUUGGUGACUUAAAAAUGGCUAAUUUCAAGCAAUUUCUUUCCGACAAAGGUGUUCAGGCUGAAUUUGCUGGUGGCGUGCUGAGAUGCGGUGAAUAUGUGACACUACGCAAAGUUGGGGAUGCAAGCCAUAAGGGUGGUGGUUCCGGCACCCAACAAAUUGUGAUCGAAGGCCCCUUAUGUGAGGAUUAUUACAAGAUUCGGGAGUAUCUCUACUCACAAUUUUAUUUGCUUUAAGUAGAGAUGCAUAAUCUGUAACGCUUCUUGACGAACUGUAAUUUAAACGAGAUGUUAAUUUCCAGGGAUUUCAGGGAACACGGUAGAGUUUUAAUUUAAAUGCGGGACGUGUUUUCCGCUGCAGUUGUCAUUGUGUUCAUGCUUGAUGGAAAUCUUUCGAAACACAUCGGCAGUUCCUCUUUAUUUUUUGUCAAUACAAGUUAGCAUGAAUUAAGGAAA
Malus domestica (apple) is the source of this 2549-nucleotide messenger RNA. Its product is annotated as cleavage and polyadenylation specificity factor subunit 2. Gene Ontology annotation, cellular component: mRNA cleavage and polyadenylation specificity factor complex. NCBI's taxonomy places the organism in Eukaryota, Viridiplantae, Streptophyta, Magnoliopsida, Rosales, Rosaceae. Gene Ontology annotation, molecular function: RNA binding. Gene Ontology annotation, biological process: mRNA 3'-end processing by stem-loop binding and cleavage. The record is from RefSeq and is a predicted model, not a curated record.